AUGAAGCUACUUUCCUCCACUUACACAGGCCCAAUCCUGGCCGCUCUGGUGCAGUCCAGAACAGCGUCGGCGGCAUUCGACACCUCCAAUAGCACCAUGCUGCUGCUGAGCAAUGAUUCGACAAUGAACUAUGACUUGCUGGGUCCCCUGGGCACUUCCACCACCGGAGGAGGCGAUGUUGGGCCGAUUCUUGGCGCGGCCAAGGCGAUUGAAGCCGGAAACAUGACGUCCUUUUUCGAAGUCUUCAACAAGCUUGCCUUCGAUACCAAGGCUGCCGCCGAAGAUGCAGACAAUGCCGCUGAUCCCGUCAAUGUCCGGGACACGUGGUUCUCCACGGCGGCGUAUUUCCGCAGGGCCGACGUCUACCUCCACGGCAACUGGAGCGAUCCGCUCAUCAACAGCGUGUGGGACGAGCAGAUGGCGGCCUUUGACAAGGGAAUCGCCGCUUUGCCUAUUCCUGGAAAGCGCAUCCGCAUUCCCGCCACCGAGGGCAACUUUACCGUUGAGGCUAUCUGGUACUCUGCCUCGGACAGCAAGGACAGCAAGCUGCCGACAAUGAUCAUCGGCAACGGCUUCGACGCCGCGCAGGAGGACUCGUACCACAACUUUGUCGCUCCCGCCCUGGCCAGGGGAUGGAACUGCAUCACAUACGAGGGACCCGGCCAGCCGACCGUGCGCCGCAACCAGGACCUGGGCUUCAUCCCCGACUGGGAAAAGGUCGCCAUCCCCGUCGUGGACUAUGUUCUCUCGGAGAAGAAGCACGUCGUCGACGAGAACCGCCUCGUUCUGGUCGGCAACUCACUGGGUGGCUACCUGGCCGCGCGCGUCGCGGCCUUUGAGCCCCGCCUGUCGGCCGUUGUCCUCAUCGACGGCGUCUGGGACAACUACGAGGCGUACAAGAGGGAGCUGAAGCCCGAGAUGCUCGCCAUCUACGAGACGGGCAACUACUCGCAGUUUGAUGACGCGCUGCUCUCCGCGCGCGCGGCCGGCAAGCUCCCCACCGGCGCCGCUUGGGGCAUUGACCACAGUCUGUGGGCGUGCCACACGCGCUCGCCGUCAGACUUUUUCAACCAGAUCAAGCAGUACAAUGUCACGACAUUUAUCGAUAAGAUCAAGGUGCCCGUUUUUGUUGGGGAUGCCGCGCUGGAGAGCAGCUAUGUUGGACAGCCGAAGAUGGUGGCGGACGCUCUGGGCGACUGGGCUACUCUGCAUACUUUCGAGGGCGCUGCUGGCUUUCAUUGCCAGACCGGUGCUGGACAGGAGCUUUCCAGGGCGAUUCAUGCUUGGCUGAACAAGACCUUGGGGAAGAUGGGUAAGGGUGGCUGCAAGUAG
Akanthomyces muscarius is the source of this 1332-nucleotide messenger RNA. RefSeq lists its product as uncharacterized. The transcript has a single exon. The record is from RefSeq and is a predicted model, not a curated record. The coding region runs from base 1 to 1332 and encodes 443 amino acids. NCBI's taxonomy places the organism in Eukaryota, Fungi, Ascomycota, Sordariomycetes, Hypocreales, Cordycipitaceae.